Messenger RNA from Nomia melanderi (Alkali bee), 1764 nucleotides. RefSeq names its product pelota mRNA surveillance and ribosome rescue factor (gene pelo). Gene Ontology annotation, biological process: ribosome disassembly; nuclear-transcribed mRNA catabolic process, no-go decay; RNA surveillance. The record is from RefSeq and is a predicted model, not a curated record. Gene Ontology annotation, cellular component: cytoplasm. NCBI's taxonomy places the organism in Eukaryota, Metazoa, Arthropoda, Insecta, Hymenoptera, Halictidae.
UAACAAUAUAAAAUUGGAGAGACCACUAAUCGAUGGGAAUUAUUUUUCUGAUACCAAGUCUAAACAUACUAUAAAUCAGUAAGAGUGAAUAGUUUAUAUACAUACGAAGUAUUAUAUUUAAUAUUUUCAGAAGAGCAGUAUAACAGACUGAAAAGAGAUCAAUUUUAUAAUAUGUAUUUUAACCAACAAUUCCUCGCCUGUGGCGAUACUAUAUGUCACCAACAGUGAACAAACAUUGAGUGAAAUAAAACCCCUGAAAAUAUGCAACCUCUUAUUCCUCCUGGAAGCCCUCUGAUAGGCAGUUUCUGAAACUUAUUUUGAGUUUGUCAACGGAAUUUUGUUUUUGCGCCAUCUACAAACCUCGUUUCAGAGAUAAUUUAUUAAUCGGACUAUGAAUGGAACUGUCAGUCGACAAAAAAGUAUCAUGUUUGACAUAUGGCAAAAUAUAUUUUACAUUAUUUCAGUCAAGCGUAAAACAUGGAUUGUAUAAUUUUUUUAAAUACGUAUAUGUGCAAUUGUAUUUAAGAUAUAUUAUAUACGUGAAUUGGUUAAAAUGAAGCUUGUGUCAAAAUUUGUGGAUAAAGAUGGGGAAGGGCACGUGUCUCUCGUCCCAGAGAAUACAGAAGAUAUGUGGCAUACAUAUAAUAUCAUUACUGAAGGAGACUUUGUUAGUUGUUCUACAAUUAGAAAGGUGCAAACAGAAUCAUCAACUGGUAGUUCCAAUAGCUAUAGAGUCAGGACUACUCUUACGAUUUGUGUAGAAGGCAUUGACUUUGAUACACAGGCCUGUGUUUUAAGACUGAAAGGUAGAAAUGUAGAAGAGAACAAAUAUGUUAAGAUGGGAGCAUAUCAUACAUUGGAUGUAGAACAAAAUCGAAAAUUCACCAUCACAAAAUCUAACUGGGAUUCUAUUUCCUUAGAAAGAGUUGAUACUGCAUGUGAUCCUACACAGAAUGCAGAUGUUGCUGCUGUGGUAAUGCAAGAAGGUAUAGCUCAUAUUUGCUUAAUAACAUCCAAUAUGACAAUAGUACGCGCUAAAAUAGAUCAAGUUAUACCUAGAAAGAGGAAAGGAAAUGUUUCACAACAUGAAAAGGGUUUAAAUCGAUUUUAUGAAAAUAUUAUGCAAGGAAUUUUGAGACAUAUAAAUUUUGAUAUUGUGAAAUGCGUCAUUCUUGCUAGUCCUGGGUUUGUGAAAGACCAAUACAUGGACUACAUGACACAACAAGCUAUAAAAACAGAUAACAAAGUAAUAUUGGAAAACAAAAGUAAAUUCUUGCUUGUUCAUUCUAGUUCAGGUUUCAAACACUCUUUAAAAGAAGUUUUAGCUGAACCAGCAGUAGUCUCUCGAAUCUCUGAUACAAAAGCAGCAGGUGAAGUGAAAGCUUUGGAAACAUUUUAUACAAUACUGCAGACUGAUCCUUCUAGAGCGUUUUAUGGAAAGAAGCAUGUGAACAAAGCUAGUGAAGCACAAGCUAUCGAAACAUUACUCAUUUCAGACAAAUUAUUUAGAUGUCAAGAUGUAGCCCUAAGAAAAGAAUACGUCACAUUAGUAGAAAAUGUGAAAGAUUCUGGCGGGGAUGUAAAAAUAUUUUCAAGUUUACAUGUAUCUGGUGAACAACUGGAACAAGUAACUGGGGUAGCAGCAAUAUUACGUUUUCCUAUGCCGGAAUUAGAAGACGAAAGCGAUGGUGAAAACGAUUCAGAAGAAGAUGAGUGAGAAGUUUAAUACAAUACGCUAACGUACAAUUUUGUAUAUAUUUGUGC